CUAAAGUCUCUCAGACAGACUGACUAACAGCUGUCAGUUGUCUGCACUGUUUGUCUUCAUCAUUCUCAUCAGCUGGAUCACUAACUAGAAAUUAAAAAUCCAUCUUCUUCCUUGGCUCUUUCAAAGUGGACUUGUAGUUGGUGAAGCCAACUGAGGCCAGAGCUGCGUCUUAAAAAUGCAUCGGUGGGGACUGAAGGAAGUGUUGCUGCUGUGUUGGGCAGCAGUAUGUGUGUCUGGGAUGACGAGAACCUACUUCAUCAGGAUUGAGGAGGUGUCUUGGAACUACGCUCCAAGUGGGAUGAACAUCAUUCAGAACCGCACACUGCAGGAGGAUGAAGAAGCCUCAGUGUUUUUACAGAGAGGCCCCCAGCGUAUCGGCUCCACCUACAAGAAGGCUGUGUAUAAACAGUACACUGACGGAAGCUACAGGACAGAGGUGAUGAAGCCCGACUGGCUGGGCUACGCGGGACCCCUGAUGAUGGCCGAGGAGGGAGACACAAUAGUCGUCCAGCUGAGGAACACGGCACGCAGACAUUUCAGCAUCCACCCACAUGGACUGAACUACAGCAAGGGCGAUGAGGGGGCCCUGUACCCAGAUGGUACAAGUGCAGAUCUGAAGCGUGAUGAUUCAGUGGCUCCUGGUGCAACAAUGGUAUAUACAUGGACCCUCCCAGAAAGCCACAGCCCAACAACACAGGACAGCAACUGCCUGACCAGAUUCUACCACUCCCACGUUGCCACACCAAAUGACAUUAACUCAGGACUGAUUGGACCCCUGAUCAUCUGUAAGAGAGGAACUCUGGAUUUACAUGGAGACAGGUCAGGAGACUAUCUCUACGCUCUGCUGUUCAUGGUGUCAGAUGAGAACUUCAGCUGGUACCUGGAUGAGAACAUCAAGACAUACAUUACGAAUCCUGCCACGGGCCUGAAAGAUAACGAAGAUUUCAUUGAGAGCAACAAAAUGCAUGGUAUAAAUGGUUUUCUGUACGGUAACCUUCCCGGACUGAGUAUGUGCCAAGGCAACAAGAUCCACUGGCAUUUGUAUGGCUUAGGCAAUGAGGUGGACAUGCACUCAAUUCAUUUCCAUGGCCAGAUCCUGACCACUCAGAAACACCACACAGACACAGUCAGUCUCUUCCCUGCCUCCAGCACUACAGCUGAAAUGGUAGCUGACAACCCUGGACACUGGCUGCUGACGUGCACUGUCAAUGACCAUUUGUCGGGUGGAAUGCAGGCUUUAUUUGAGAUCAAGAAGUGUUUCCCCAAUGUCCAUAAGCCUCGCCCACAUGGUGAGCUCAGAACAUUCUACAUCGCUGCUGAAGAAGAAGUGUGGGACUACGCUCCUACGCCACCUACUGAUGGUGAAGCAGACAUGUUUGUAACCAAAAAUCAGAACCGUAUUGGAAGCCGCUAUAAGAAAGUUCGCUAUGUGGAGUAUACUGAUAGCACCUUCAUGACAAAGAUGCUACGCAGCACAGAGGAGCAACACCUUGGAAUUCUGGGUCCUGUUCUGCGAGCUGAGGAGAAGGACACUCUCAGGGUGGUGUUUAAGAACAAAGCCAGCCGCCCUUACAGUUUACAACCACAUGGUGUUCAGUACAGUAUAGAACAGGAUGGGACGCUCUAUCACAAUGAACUGGAAGAGUCCUACACAGCAAAGAAAAUGCGGGAGCUAAAGAAGGAACUGAGAGUGGUGACCCCUCCCCCCGCUGCUCUGGUCAGACCUGGAACGACACACACCUAUGAGUGGACAGUGCCAGUGGAUGCUGGUCCAGUGCAAGGGGAGGCUGACUGUCUGACCUAUUUGUACUACUCUGGAGUGGACCCUGUGAAAGACACCCAUUCUGGACUGGUUGGACCACUCCUUGUCUGUCGACUUGGAUCGCUGAAGAAAGGAGCACAGAAAAACUAUGACAAAGAAUUCCACCUCAUGGCCACAGUGUUUGAUGAGAACCUGAGCUGGUAUCUGGACGACAACAUUAAGACUCUUGGCCCACGUACCACCCCUUUUAACAAAGAAGAUGAGGGCUUUAUGGAAAGCAACAAGAUGCAUGCCAUCAAUGGCUUUGUAUAUAGGAACGUCCCAGGCCUGACCAUGUGUAAGGGGGAUAAAGUAACGUGGCACGUGUCAGGACUGGGUUCUGAGACAGACAUCAUCAGCCUUUACUUCCAGGGAAACCGCUUCAUCUACCGUCAGAACAGACGAGACACCAUCAGCGUCUUCCCUCAUAUCUCACACACAGUCACUAUGGAGCCAGACAGCAUGGGUCAGUUCGAAGUGGUGUCAGCGACAGUGAACCAUUACCGUGCUGGGAUGAGAGCCAACUACACGGUACAAAAGUGCAGCCUGCUUCAGCGUCAGGGUGAGAUUAUGCUUCAUUCAAAAACCUACUACAUCGCUGCCAUGGAAGUUGACUGGGACUACUCUCCAAACCGCACCUGGGAGGCUGAGAUGUUCCGCAAUAUGGACAAUCCUGCUCCUGUCUUCCUGGACAAACAGGGUGGGUAUAUAGGCUCCCUUUACAAGAAGGUGGUCUACCGCGAGUUUACCAAUGACAAGUUUACAAAACAGAAGGACAGAGCGGCUGAUAUGGAACACCUCGGCAUUAUGGGUCCGAUGAUUCACGCUGAUGUGGGAGACAAGGUGAAGGUGGUUUUUAAAAACAUGGCGUCCAGGCCUUAUUCUAUCCACGCCCAUGGAGUCAAGACAGAAACCCCGGAAGUUCAUGUCACUCAGCCAGGUGAGACUCACUCCUACUACUGGUACGUUACAAAGAAUACAGGACCAACCACAGACCAGGAGGAGUGCUCUGUGUCAGCAUACUACUCCACUGCUGAUGUUACCAAGGACCUGUACAGCGGUCUGAUUGGUCCGUUGGUGAUCUGUCGUCGUAGCUGGGCUAGGAGUCUUGGUAUGAAGAAGGAAGUAGAAGAGUUUGCGCUGCUUUUCCUAGUGUUUGAUGAGAAUGAAAGCUGGUAUCUGGAUGAAAAUAUCAGGACCCAUAUCAAGAGCCCGCGUACAAACCUAAAGGAUGAUGAAACCUUUAUCGAGAGCAACAAGAUGCACUCCAUUAAUGGUUAUAUGUAUGGAAAUCUGAAUGGUUUGAACAUGGAGGCGGGUGAUAAGGUGUACUGGUACCUGAUGGGAAUGGGCAAUGAGGUGGACAUACAUACCGCACACUGGCAUGGACACAGUGUGGAAUAUAAGCUGGGUGGAGGUCCUCAUCGCACUGAUGUGUAUGAGCUGUUUCCAGCCAUCUUCCAGACAGUAAAGAUGCGCCCUCAGUAUCCUGGCACCUGGCUGCUCCACUGCCAUGUUACUGAUCACCUCAAAGGUGGCAUGGAGGCAGUGUAUACUGUUACUGAGAAAGCAAAGAAAAGGGGAAUAUUUGGCUGAGCAGUUGAGGAAAAAGGAUCCAGAGUGAAGACAGCACAGACAAGCUCAUAUUUUAUUUCAUUACCCAAUUCACUAAACACUCUUUGUAAAAUCUGCCUGAUAUGAACAGUUACUGAGCUCAGAAUAAAACAUCACAACCCAAGAGUCAUUUUAAAUUAAAAUGUGCAUUUUUUAAAAAUAAUUUUCUGACUUCACUGACGUUUUCCAAACAACAGUAAAGACGCCAUAAAAAACAAAUAAAUAAAAA
Molecule: messenger RNA, 3644 nt
Organism: Epinephelus fuscoguttatus (brown-marbled grouper)
Lineage: Eukaryota; Metazoa; Chordata; Actinopteri; Perciformes; Serranidae
Gene: cp
Product: ceruloplasmin
Exons: 24
Coding region: 176-3397 (1073 amino acids)
Biological process (GO): iron ion transport
Cellular component (GO): plasma membrane
Molecular function (GO): copper ion binding; oxidoreductase activity
Source: RefSeq, a predicted model, not a curated record